ACUCCCCCUGGAGGCGGUGCUGCUCUCCGGCUGGAUAUCGAGACAAUACCGACACUCAGGAGCUUUUCCCACGUUUUCUGUUUUCUCUGCGGCAGAGAGCCGAGCUGCGGACUAAAACUAGAGAGGAGAGCAGCUGAAGCUUCUAGCAGAGACUCUCAGGCUGCUGCACGGCCCGCGGUGUGUGUGUGAGAGUGUGUAUGAAAGUAUUUUUCAGCUCCGCAGCUCCACUGGGACUUUGAUUUUCCUGCUUUGGACACACAGCGUACUGAGGACACACAGUGUGAAGACACCAUGUCGUCCCCGCGCUGCGUCCUGCUGUCCUGCGUCCUGCUGCUGCUGCUGUUGCUGCUGCAGGUCCCCGCAGGCCGCUGCAGGCCGGCCACAGACCACACCGACACCGCCGACGCAGUAAAGUCGUCUGAAGACGAAGAGGACGAUGAGUCAUCAUCAGAGGAGAACAAACUGUCCAACGAGCUGUCGACGAGCAGCGAGAAGCUCCAGACAGCCUCGGCGGCGCCCCAGUGGGUGAUGCCGGAGAAGAUGGAGAAGCAGCUUCACGCCGUCCCUGCCAGCCGGACGGUGAAGUUCCGUUGCCAGGCGACGGGGAACCCCGUGCCCUCGCUGCGCUGGUACAAGAACGGGAAAGAGUUCAGGAAGGACCAGAGGAUCGGAGGCUUCAAGAUCCGAGACCACAUGUGGACUCUGAUCAUGGAGUCGGUGGUUCCUUCUGAUAAAGGGAACUACACGUGUGUGGUGGAGAACGAGUACGGCAGCCUGAAACACACCUACCUGCUGGAUGUGGUCGAGCGCUCUCCUCACAGGCCCAUCCUGCAGGCCGGGCUGCCGGCCAAUCAGACGGCGGUCGUGGGUCAUGACGUGGAGUUUGUGUGUCGAGUGUUCAGCGACCCGCAGCCGCACAUCCAGUGGCUCAAACACAUCACGGUGAACGGCAGCAGGGAGGCGCCCGAUGGACACCCGUACGUCCUCGUCCUCAAGACUGCAGGUGUGAACUCCACCGAUAAGGAGAUGGAGGUUCUCACUCUGAGGAACGUGAGUGUUGGAGAUUCAGGAGAGUACACGUGUCUGGCAGGGAACUCCAUCGGAGUGUCUCACCACUCCGCCUGGCUCACCGUGGUCGACGAGUUGCCCCCCACCCCCCUGCCCUCUCAGACCUACCUGGAGAUCUUCAUCUACUGCCUCGGCUUCUUCAUCAUCGUCAUCCUCACCGCCACCGCCGUCAUCUGCCGACUCUGCUGCGCCCCGAAGAAGAGCGACUUCCACGGACAGCUCGCCGUCCAGAAGCUGGCGAAGAGCAUCCCUCUGAGGAGACAGGUCUCUGUGGAGUCCUCCUCCUCUCUUCAGUCUGGGAUGUGUCUGAUGCGUCAGUCUCGUCUCUCCAGCGCCGCCACCACCGUCCUGACGGGCGUGUCGGAGUAUGAACUUCCCUACGACCCCGUCUGGGAGCUUCCUCGGGACAGGCUGACUCUGGGGAAGCCUCUGGGUGAAGGAUGUUUCGGUCAGGUGGUUCUGGCCGAGGCGGUCGGCGUCGACAAGAAUAAACCAACACGUCUCACCAAGGUCGCCGUGAAGAUGCUGAAAGCGGACGCCACAGAGAAGGAUCUGUCCGACCUCAUCUCAGAGAUGGAGAUGAUGAAGAUGAUCGGAAAACACAAGAACAUCAUCAACCUGCUGGGAGCCUGUACACAGGACGGUCCUCUGUAUGUGGUGGUGGAGUACGCCUCUCAGGGGAACCUGCGUGAGUUCCUGCGGUCUCGGCGCCCGGCGGGUCUGGAGUACUGGAGCGGGACGCGGCAGGCAGCGAUGGGCGGCCCGGAGGUCCGAGAGCUGGUGUCUGCAGCGUACCAGGUGGCCCGCGGGAUGGCGUACCUCGCCUCCAAGAAGUGUAUCCACAGAGACCUGGCGGCGAGGAACGUGCUGGUGACUGAAGACAACGUGAUGAAGAUCGCAGACUUCGGUUUGGCUCGAGACGUUCACCACAUCGACUACUACAAGAAGACCACCAACGGUCGUCUGCCGGUGAAGUGGAUGGCUCCUGAAGCUUUAUUCGACCGAAUCUACACACAUCAAAGUGACGUGUGGUCGUUCGGCGUCCUGCUGUGGGAGAUCUUCACCCUCGGGGGGUCCCCGUACCCCGGAGUCCCUGUGGAGGAACUCUUCAAGCUCCUGAAGGAGGGACACCGCAUGGAGAAACCGUCAGUCUGCACCCAGGAGCUCUACCUGAUGAUGAGAGACUGCUGGCACGCCGUCCCGUCUCGCCGGCCGACGUUCCAACAGCUGGUGGAAGAUUUAGACCGCACGCUCUCUCUGAUGGCCAACCAGGAGUACCUGGACCUGUCCGCUCCUCUGGUCCAGUAUACUUCAGUCAUCUCCUGUAACUCCACAUAGUCUUCAACCUGGGAACUCUUUUUUUUCCUGGAUCACCUUCAUCCUGCGUCCUGCUGCGGCGGCGCGGUCCCAGCAAGAGUGAAGCUGCUUCCUGUCAUCCAGCAGCAGCAGCGAGGACCUGAUGUUUUCAUGUUUUGGUGUUUUGAUGUUUUGAUCAGCUGGACUGAGCCGGACUCAGCGAGGCCUCAGGACGCAGCUCGCUGAGGGGACCGAGAGCUGCUUCGAGCUGCUUUAUUAUAAUGUAAAUAUUGUAAAUAAUAGUUUUUUUCUUGUAUGGAAGAUUGGACUGGAAUUAUAACAAAAAAGGGAAAAAAGAAGCUAAAGAAAUAACUGAAUGAAUAAAAUAUACAGAAAAUGUGGAAAUAAAUCUAUAAAUCAAUAAUUUAUAGAUUUAUUUAUUUAUUUUUAUUCAUGAAUUUAUUUUGCAGUAAUGAUGUUGUGUUGCCAAAGACGAGUUCAGAGUCCCAGCUGAACGUUGCACUUAUCCUCCAGCUGAUCUCAGUGUGUAUGAUAAUAAUAAUAACUGACUAACUGCAGUAUUAAUAUUAAAACAAUUUUUAUGGA
Messenger RNA from Centropristis striata (black sea bass), 2970 nucleotides. RefSeq names its product fibroblast growth factor receptor 1b (gene fgfr1b). The transcript is spliced from 17 exons. The record is from RefSeq and is a predicted model, not a curated record. Gene Ontology annotation, cellular component: signaling receptor complex; membrane. Lineage: Eukaryota; Metazoa; Chordata; Actinopteri; Perciformes; Serranidae. Gene Ontology annotation, biological process: fibroblast growth factor receptor signaling pathway; positive regulation of cell population proliferation; positive regulation of cell differentiation. The coding region runs from base 292 to 2406 and encodes 704 amino acids. Gene Ontology annotation, molecular function: fibroblast growth factor receptor activity; fibroblast growth factor binding; ATP binding.